This is a messenger RNA of Sapajus apella (tufted capuchin), 1972 nucleotides long. It is a transcript of the gene TAS2R42, whose product is annotated as taste 2 receptor member 42. Gene Ontology annotation, molecular function: G protein-coupled receptor activity. The transcript has a single exon. Gene Ontology annotation, biological process: G protein-coupled receptor signaling pathway; detection of chemical stimulus involved in sensory perception of bitter taste; sensory perception of taste. NCBI's taxonomy places the organism in Eukaryota, Metazoa, Chordata, Mammalia, Primates, Cebidae. The record is from RefSeq and is a predicted model, not a curated record. The coding region runs from base 453 to 1397 and encodes 314 amino acids. Gene Ontology annotation, cellular component: membrane.
UGGUAUAUUAUUUCAGGUGAGCAGAAAUGUCCAAUCAGAGAUAGUGGGGAAUCUGGCUUAUAUUUGCUUGUUAACAUACUUGACUUUAACCUUUUAAUCAUUACCACAAGUGGAAAGUUUCAGCCCAUGCCAAUGAUAAAUGGACACAGAAACUGUUUGGUUUAGAAUUCGGUAGCUCUUUCAAAGAAAUGAAAACACUUCAGUGAAGGUAUGUGAGACUGCAUUCCUUAAUAGAUCUUUUGGGAUUAAGAUCAGAAUUACAGUAAAAACAGGCAAAGACUUACUGAAGCAUAUGAGACUGUAUCCAACAGCAGAAGAUUUUGAUUAAGACUGGAAGUGAAAUUAAAGCAAUGAAGAUAAGUGUCAGAAACGAAUGCUAUUCUGCAAUGGCUUGAUUGUAGGUUUAUUAAUGAUGCAAAGUAUUAGAAACUUGGAUUUCUUUUUCUCUGAAAAUGGCCACCGAAUUGGAUAACAUCUUUCUGAUUGUGACAAUAGUGGAAUUCAUCAUCGGCAUGCUGGGGAAUGUGUUCAUUGGACUGGUAAACUGCUCUGAUGGGAUCAAGAAGCUAAAGGUCUUCUCGGCUGACUUCAUCCUCACCUGCUUGGCUAGCUCCACAAUUGUUCAACUCUUGGUGAUGCUGUUUAAUUCAUGUCUAAUGGGACUUAAUCCAUAUUUAUAUACAACAUAUAGAAUAGGAAAACCUGCUGGUAUGCUUUUGUACAUGAUUAAUCACUUGACAACCUGGCUUGCCACCUGCCUAAGCGUUUUCUAUUUCUUUAAGAUAGCCCACUUCUCCCACUCCCUUUUCCUCUGGCUGAGGUGGAGGAUGAACAGAGUGAUUGUUAUGCUUCUUACGCUGUCUUUGUUCUUACUGAUUUUUGAGUGUUUAUUGGUAUACAUGUUUACUGAUAUCACACUGAACGUAACAGGUGAAAGUAAUCUGACUUUAUAUUUAGAUGAAAAUAAAACUCUCUAUGAUAAACUCUCUAUGAUAAACACUCUUCUUAGCUUGGCCAGUUUGAUCCCCUUUUUUCUGUGCCUGACCUCAUUGCUUUUCUUAUUUCUGUCCUUGGUGAGACACACUAGAAAUAUGAAGCUCAGCUCCUUGGGCCCUAGAGACUCCAGCACAGAGGCCCACAGGACAGCCAUGAAAAUGGUGAUGUCUUUCCUUUUCCUCUUCAUAUUUCAUUUUUUUUCCUCACAAAUGGCAAGCUGGAUAGUUUUUGUAUCAUGGAAUAACAGGUACUUAAAGUUCAUCAUGUUACCCUUAAAUGUCUUUCCCUCAUGUCACUCAUUUAUUCUCAUUCUGGGAAACAGCAAGCUGCGACAGACAGCUGUGAGGCUACUCUGGCAUCUUAGAAGCCACAUAAAAGGACCAAACCCUUCACCUUUAUAGACAGACUUUCUGGAAACUUUUCUAAGAGAAUAACUCAAUCAGGACGAUUUGGGGAUCACUUCCACUGUUUUCUUUUUUCCUACUGGGUUUCUCUAAGUAUUUUGGGACAUAACUGAAAUUUUCCCCUACCAGGCUGCUUUUGAUGACAAUUCACACAUUGCCAGUCGAUACCAUCUUAGAAGUAAUCAUUUUUGUUUGGUGCAUUGGCAAGCAGUAUUUCAGUCUCAAAUAUUAUUUCAAAAAAUCUAAAUUAUUUAAUUUUAUAUGCAAACGAUAGGUAAUCUCAACUUUUGGAGAAAAAGGUAUGUGAUUCUUUAGAAAGCAAGAUAGAUUAUAAACUUGAAUGGAUAAACGAUAUAUACAAUGUUGAUAGAAAAUCUAAUUAAAAACUAAAGUCAUAGUAGGAAAAAUAUAGCUUCGUAGCUUAAAAGCCAAGCAUUUUUUUUUUUUUUUAGACAGACUCUCACUCCGUCAUCAGGCUAAAGCACAGUGGUAUUACCUUGGCUCACUACUGCCACCUCCACCUCCCAGGUUCAAGCAAUUCUCCUGUCUCAGCCUCCUGAGCAGCUGGAACU